AAAGGAAUAUUAAAAAACGAUUUUUGAAAAAAAAAAAGACUCUCUCUCCUCCUCAUCCUCUCGAAGACACAAACCAGAUUCAACUUUGCUCUGGCUCCGGCGAGCACGUGAGCGUGACAACCGUCGCCAGAGGCGCUCGUUCUUCUUUCCUUCGUCUUCCUUUUUGCUUAUCCAUGGCCACUCGCUUCCCUUCCGACAUAUCGCAGGCUCUGGUGUAGAGGUUCUAAUCGGUGGAGGCUCUGCUCGCGAAGGGCUCAUCGCCGGUGACGUCUCAGCUGCGUCUGGAGCUUCGGUGAGGUUCGUGAAGAGGUGGUUCUUGGAGGAGCAGGCUUUUGAGAUGGGAGUAGAUCGAUUUUCAGUUUUCAGAUCUAUAAUUCCUCUUCGCCGUUGGCUUGAAGUGAAUGGCUGAAGCUCCGCUCCUGUCUCGUGGUGAUCUCCGCCACUCUAGGGCUGUGGUUUCAGUCUUCUUUUCGGGUUUAGAGUUUGUGCCCCUUUCGGUGUCGGAGAGGUCUCGUUAGUUAGGUGGUCUCUUGUGGUUUUCAACUCAGAGGCGGGUCUUCGACAGCUUGGUAUGUAAGUGGUAUUGGUGUCAUGCUCUCUUUAGGGUCGUGUGGGUGAGGUUCGUAGAUGUAUCCUCCGUUCACCGUUGGAUUUCGAAGGUCGUCUAUGGCCUUUGGAGGCCGCGGGUCUUGCUUCGUCAUCUCGGAUCUUCUUGUCAAGGCACUCGUCCUAGUCCUUCCGGGUGUUAAGAGGCCUCUUAGCACUUGGCUUGUACUCCUUGUUUCAACGGCAUUUCCUUGUCCGUUGACACCGGUACAUGGGUUUCACAACUUGGACUUUGAUCUUUGGUUCUCGGAGAUCACAAAUGUGGAGAUGGUUCUCGGGAGAGUCAUUGACCGUCUCCGUGUCAACAUUUGGUCUUAGUUCGCCCCCGAACCCGUAAGAGUUCGCUUGAUCUGUUGCGGUGGUGUUCUGGGUCUUUCCUUGCAGAUUUAAGAGUAUUCUGGGCAGGAUGUGGCGGUUAGGUCAUCUCGCUUUUUGCUUGUUUUGUGGCGUCUAGCUGGUUUCUCGGACUUCUUGGUAAGGGUAACCUUCGUCUCUUGCUCGUCUAGCACUUCAUGGACAGUGACGUUUGUAAGCUUAUCGGUAGCUAGCUACUCCGGAGACGACAGAGGAACUCCUGGCAUCCAAGUUGACAAGCCUUCCGAGGGAUUUGUUAGAGAUUAUACUCUCUAAGGUUCCGGAUACACCUCUGGCACGAUUCCGAACAACAUCGAAACGAUGGAACAUUAUGUUGAGUUCUGAGGGCUUUGUUAAGAAACAUUCUGCCAAUGCACCAAAGGAUGAGUCUCUGUGUAUCGCGUUGAUUAACUCUAGGGUUCACUUAGUAAGGAUCAAUCUCCGUGAACCAUCUGUUAAGGUUGCAAUUCAUCCAUUCUACCUUAAAGAUCCACUUUCCAAUUCUUCACAAGUCGAUAUACGUAACGUAUCACACUGCGAUGGCUUAUUGCUAUGUAGCACAGAGGACGAUAGACUCGUGGUUUGGGAUCCGUAUUCAGGUGAAACCAAGUGGAUUAAACCUAGAGAUAGAUACAAGGAUAGCGACUACUUUGCUCUUGGUUUCGACAACAAAUCCUCUUGCAAGCAAUACAAAAUCUUGAGGGUGGAUCGUAACCAUAUACUACCAGUAAAAUAUGUCUGCGAGGUCUAUGACUUCACCUCUGAUUCCUGGAGAGUUCUUGGUACGGCUACUGAUUGGUAUAUACCAGAUUAUCGUCAUGGCAUAUCUAUGAAGGGAAAUACAUAUUGGCUUGCUAUGCGAAUGGUGAAGCCAGAUACUGAAUUCAUACUAGGUUUUGAUUUUUCAAAAGAGACGUUUCAGUGUCUGUCUCGUCCUCAUCCUUCUCUUGGACUUACCGCUUUAUCAGUGGUUAAAGAAGAGCAACUUUGUCUGUUAGUUUUUCUCCUUCCCGAUUUUUUAAUGGGGGCGGAUGCAUCUUCAUCAGAACUACAAGUAUGGGUGACAACUAGUACUGGAUCAUGGAAUAAGUCUCUAGCAGUUAUAGGCCUUGAUGGAUAUAGAGAUAUGUUUAAAGAUAUGCUUCCUAGAGGGAUAAGUUUCUUGGCAGACGAGCAGAAAAAAGUUGUAAUGUGUUUGAACCGCGAAAACAACUUCAAUAUUCUGCGAGAAAAUAAACACAUAUUGAAGGAACAUCUUGGUGGCGGUUCUAAAUGCAUAUCAUCUCCCGCAGUUCUUAUGAAUUAUCCUCCAAGUUUGGCUAGAAUCCGACAAGAUACAUUUCUUAAGGGACGCAAAAGGAAAGCGGAAAGCAUAUGACUUGUAACUUAUGCGUUAUUUAUCUGAUAAUCCCAGUUUCUUUUCUUCUUUUUUUCUUGUUUUCUAUUAGCAACUUUGAUACAUUUUCUGGUUUGACUAGAUUUUACAACCUUUUUCAACUUGGUUUAUAUAUUUCAUUUGAUGACUUGUCAAA
Molecule: messenger RNA, 2492 nt
Organism: Brassica napus (rape)
Lineage: Eukaryota; Viridiplantae; Streptophyta; Magnoliopsida; Brassicales; Brassicaceae
Product: putative F-box protein At3g23260
Exons: 2
Coding region: 1292-2338 (348 amino acids)
Molecular function (GO): protein binding
Source: RefSeq, a predicted model, not a curated record